Molecule: messenger RNA, 2332 nt
Organism: Brassica oleracea var. oleracea
Lineage: Eukaryota; Viridiplantae; Streptophyta; Magnoliopsida; Brassicales; Brassicaceae
Product: probable methyltransferase PMT8
Exons: 7
Coding region: 320-2197 (625 amino acids)
Cellular component (GO): cytoplasm; trans-Golgi network; endosome
Molecular function (GO): methyltransferase activity
Source: RefSeq, a predicted model, not a curated record
ACAACUAGAGGGAGCACUGUACUUUAUCUCCCAAACCAAAAAUAGGAUAAAAACACUGAGCCAGUGAAAAAAAGGCAUCAUUCCUGUUAGAUCUGAAUCUAAUAAAGUUUUUUUUUCUAUAUUUAUCGUCACCAUUCUUUUAAGUUAAAGGGAAAAGAAUAACUUCACUCACUCCCAUUCUCGGAUCUCUGCUCCACCAGUGGCACGACUCCGACUUCUUCUUCUUCUUCUUCUUCUUCUAGAAACUCACAUAUAGAGAAACAGAGAGGAGAGAGUAAACCCUUUUACUUUUUGGUUAUUGUGAGGAGAUUGUGUUUUAAUGAUGAGAGGUAGAUCUGAUGGAGGCCAAAAGAAGCGGCUAAUUGCUUCUGUCUGCGCGGUGGCUUUACUCCUCUGCUUCGUGUAUAUGUACUAUGGUUCCUCUAACCAAGGUGCAUCAGCAUUGGAGUACGGAAGAUCACUGAGAAAACUCGGAUCCUCUUAUUUGGGUGGAGAUGAUGAUGAUAAUAAUGGUGAUAACAAACAAGACGGAUCUGUCACCAGUGAAGAAGACAGCCUUGCUGUGGCCAAAAGCUUCCCUGUUUGUGAUGAUCGGCACUCGGAGAUCAUCCCUUGCUUAGACAGGAACUUCAUCUACCAGAGUAGGUUGAAGCUGGAUCUAUCUCUAAUGGAACACUACGAACGUCACUGUCCUCCUCCCGAGAGAAAGUUCAACUGUUUGAUUCCUCCUCCAUCUGGCUACAAGGUUCCUAUUAAGUGGCCUAAGAGCAGAGAUGAAGUGUGGCAAGCGAACAUACCUCACACUCACCUUGCUAAAGAGAAGUCUGAUCAGAACUGGAUGGUUGUCAAAGGAGAUAAAAUCAAUUUUCCAGGUGGUGGCACUCAUUUCCAUUACGGAGCUGAUAAGUACAUUGCAUCCAUCGCCAAUAUGCUUAACUUCUCUAACGAUGUAUUAAACGACGAAGGGAGGUUAAGAACGGUUCUUGAUGUUGGAUGUGGAGUAGCUAGCUUUGGAGCUUACCUCCUCUCCUCUGACAUAAUCGCAAUGUCAUUAGCGCCAAACGACGUUCACCAGAACCAAAUCCAGUUUGCACUAGAGAGAGGCAUCCCUGCUUACCUCGGCGUCUUAGGCACCAAGAGACUUCCUUACCCGAGCAGAUCGUUCGAGCUAGCUCACUGCUCUCGGUGUAGGAUCGACUGGCUUCAAAGAGACGGCAUUCUUCUCCUCGAGCUCGACCGUGUGCUAAGACCUGGAGGCUACUUCGCUUAUUCCUCUCCCGAAGCUUACGCGCAAGACGAAGAGGAUUUGAGGAUAUGGAAGGAGAUGAGCGCGCUUGUUGAGAGGAUGUGUUGGAGAAUCGCUGCUAAGAGAAACCAAACUGUUGUUUGGCAGAAACCGUUGAGUAAUGACUGUUACUUGGAGAGAGAGCCAGGGACACAGCCUCCUCUUUGUCGCUCGGAUGCUGAUCCUGAUGCAGUUUAUGGUGUGUCAAUGGAAGCUUGCAUCACUCCUUACUCCAAGCAUGACCAUAAGACCAAGGGAAGUGGGUUAGCUCCAUGGCCAGCUAGGAUGACUUCUCCUCCACCCCGUCUUGCGGACUUUGGUUAUUCAACACAUAUGUUUGAGAAAGACACGGAACUAUGGAAACAGCAAGUGGACAGCUACUGGAACCUAAUGUCGUCAAAAGUCAAAGCAAACACCGUGAGGAACAUAAUGGACAUGAAAGCUCACAUGGGUUCUUUCGCAGCUGCUCUUAAAGACAAAGAUGUGUGGGUUAUGAACGUUGUCUCUCCCGACGGUCCCAACACUCUUAAACUCAUCUAUGACCGCGGUUUAAUCGGAACAAAUCAUAACUGGUGUGAGGCUUUCUCUACAUACCCGAGAACAUACGAUCUCUUGCACGCGUGGACUGUUUUCUCAGACAUUAGAAGCAAAGGAUGCAGCGCGGAGGAUCUGUUGAUUGAGAUGGAUAGGAUUCUUAGACCUACAGGGUUCAUCAUCAUCAGAGACAAGGAGAGCGUUGUUGAGUCGAUCAAGAAGUAUAUGAAAGCUUUGCAUUGGGAGGUUGUGGCGUCUGAGAAAGUAACUACGGGUUCGGAGCUUGACCAAGAGAGUGAAGAUGGUGAGAGCACUGUCGUUUUUAUCGUCCAGAAGAAACUGUGGCUCACCAGUGAAAGCCUUAGGGACACUGAGUAAUCAGAAUCAACAGCAGAAGAAGAGGAAAUAAAAAAGAAAGAAAUUGUUUUAUUCCCACAUGUUUUUAUGUAGUUUUUAUUUCGAUUUGUACCACAUAAGCAAUAUUAUAUAAUUAAUUAUUAAAAUUAAUCAUUA